Messenger RNA from Dioscorea cayenensis subsp. rotundata (Guinea yam), 1500 nucleotides. Its product is annotated as serine carboxypeptidase-like 27. NCBI's taxonomy places the organism in Eukaryota, Viridiplantae, Streptophyta, Magnoliopsida, Dioscoreales, Dioscoreaceae. Gene Ontology annotation, molecular function: serine-type carboxypeptidase activity. Gene Ontology annotation, biological process: proteolysis. The record is from RefSeq and is a predicted model, not a curated record. The transcript has 10 exons. Gene Ontology annotation, cellular component: vacuole. The coding region runs from base 54 to 1433 and encodes 459 amino acids.
UUCUUAUUCCUUCUUCACCAUCUCAACCUCAUUCAUACUCUCUUUCUCCAUCAAUGGCUUUCUCAUUCUCAUUCUCACUUCUUCUUUCUUUCUUAUUACUUUCAGUAUCUCAUUCUACUUAUUUAGAAGCUCAAGAGAAAGACAAGGUUACUGCACUACCUGGCCAACCAUUGAACUUAAGCUUCUCUCAUUACUCCGGUUAUGUCACCGUCGAUGAAGUUGCCGGCCGUGCACUCUUUUACUGGCUCAUCGAGGCUAUCGACAGAAAAACUAUGGCCGGAGAGUCAUUGCCUCUUGUUCUCUGGCUCAACGGUGGCCCCGGUUGCUCGUCGAUUGCCUACGGUGCCUCUGAAGAGAUCGGUCCGUUUCGUAUUAGUGGCGAUGGCCGGAGUCUCUUCUUGAAUCCAUACUCUUGGAACAAUGUUGCCAACUUGUUGUUCUUGGAGUCUCCUGCUGGUGUUGGCUUCUCUUAUUCUAAUACUACUUCUGAUCUUUUGACCACUGGAGAUCAAAGAACUGCAAAUGAUACAUAUGUCUUCCUUGUGAACUGGUUAGAGAGGUUUCCACAAUACAAGAACAGAGAUUUCUACAUUGCAGGAGAGAGUUAUGCAGGUCACUAUGUACCUCAACUUUGCCAUCUCAUACUUCAAAACAACAAACAGAAUCAAACGCAAAUCAUUAAUCUCAAAGGCUUCAUGGUUGGUAAUGCAGUCACAGAUGAUUACUAUGAUUAUGUAGGCACAUUUGAGUUCUGGUGGAAUCAUGGAUUGAUCUCUGAUACUACUUAUCAGAAUCUCAAACAAGCUUGUUAUUCAACAUCUUCGAUUAAUCCCACCUACGACUGCAUGACCGCCCUCGAGCUCGCCUCAUCAGAGCAAGGGAACAUAGACCCUUACAGUAUAUAUACACCCCCUUGCACAAACUCUUCUUCACUGAAGAUCAACAGAAAGAGUCAUUAUCCAUGGAUGCAUAAAGCCUAUGAUCCAUGUAGUGACAGGCAUGCAAAGAUGUACUACAACCUUCCUCAAGUGCAGGAGGCCAUGCAUGCUAAUGCCACUGGACUUCCUUAUCCUUGGGAUACAUGCAGUGAUCUUUUGUAUACCAACUGGGGGGAUUCCCCUAGAUCCAUGCUUCCUUUAUACAAAGAGCUCAUUGCAGCUGGAUUGAGGGUUUGGAUGUUCAGUGGAGACACAGAUGCAGUAGUGCCAUUGAGUGCAACAAGAUACUCCAUUGAUGCUUUAAAGCUUCCCACUGUUAGCAACUGGUAUCCAUGGUAUGACAAGGGAAAGGUUGGAGGAUGGAGCCAGGUUUAUGAAGGCUUGACAUAUGUAACCAUUGCUGGAGCUGGACAUGAAGUCCCACUUCAUAAACCAAGACAAGCUCUUAUUCUUAUCAGCCACUUCUUAAAAGGCACACCUAUGCCUUCCAGUUAAUUUGCAGAACUAGAACAUUGUUAUUAGAGAAGAUAUUGACGAAUAAAAUGGUGAAAUAAAUUUCUCA